Messenger RNA from Aspergillus ibericus CBS 121593, 2103 nucleotides. Its product is annotated as Zn(II)2Cys6 transcription factor domain-containing protein. The transcript is spliced from 2 exons. Gene Ontology annotation, molecular function: DNA-binding transcription factor activity, RNA polymerase II-specific; zinc ion binding. The record is from RefSeq and is a predicted model, not a curated record. Lineage: Eukaryota; Fungi; Ascomycota; Eurotiomycetes; Eurotiales; Aspergillaceae. The coding region runs from base 118 to 1812 and encodes 564 amino acids. Gene Ontology annotation, biological process: regulation of DNA-templated transcription.
AUCUUCCUUUCAGGGGGUUGACCCUCACUAGUCAUCGUGUAUGGCGGAAUCAGAUAAGUAUAAGUAGAUGACCCCGGGAAUAAGUUCGGCUCGGGGCAUCGAAAAGCAAAUAUUGAAAUGGAGCCCGGCCAGAAGAAGCGUCGCGCAAGCAAACCUAAAUGCAAGACAGGCUGUCGGACGUGCAAGAUCCGUCGGGUGAAAUGCGACGAGGGUCGACCAGCAUGUAGCCGAUGUGUGUCAACCGGCCGAGUUUGCGAUGGCUAUGGGAUCUGGGGUGGGGGAGGAACUACUUCGUCUGGCAAUCGUGCAACCGUACCGAAGGUGUGCCAGAAUGCGCUGUCUUGUUAUAAUGCGCCAGUGCCAAUUGUUCAUGCCACAUCCACUGAGAGAGUAUGCGUAGACUGGUUCAUUCAGCGCACCAUCUCCAAGAUCGCAGGAGUUUUUUCAUCCGACUUCUGGAACAGGCUAGUCGUCCAGGCGAUAUCCCAAGAGCCAGCAGUGCGACAUGCGGCAUUGGCAUUGGCAUCGGCUCACCGAUAUGGGGCACACAAAGAUGACCCGGCGUGUACACUGGAAGAUCACCUAGAAGAAUGUGAGAAGUUCACUCUCCAGCACUACAACAAAGCAAUCAGUUGCCUCCAUGCCGAAUUCAAGCGCAGUAAUAAGCUGAAUCAGAGUAUGAAUGUUGCCCUGAUUACUUGCAUGUUAUUUGUGACCCUUGAAAUGAUGCGAGGUCAAUUCACAACAAGUCAGACUCAUCUACAGCAUGGGCUAAGGCUGCUGAAAGAACUUCAGACCCUGUCGGGCACCUCUAGAAGUGAGAGUAUCUUGAUAAGGACUUUAUCACGAACAGUCGAAGAUGAUAUCAUUCAAGUCUUCAGCAGACUCGCAGUACAGUCUGCUCUGCUUGGACACGGGAUGCAACAUUCGAACCUUGACUAUGAAAUUCAACCACGUCACUUACCUUACAAAUUCCAGUCAAUUGAGCAAGCGAGACAAUAUCUGGAUGUCCUUCUUGCGAGGACACAAUCACUAGUGGAGAUGGGUCGCCAGAUAGAAAUUGGCAUGUACGUUGAGCCUCAGAGUUAUGAAGAGCUUCUCGAAUCUCAGUGGCGCAUGGAAAAGGAAUUGACGAUUUGGCUUGAUGUCUACAAGCUAUUUCUUGGUGAAGCUCGAUCGCAUGAUUUGACCCAAACUAUAUUGGCUGAGAAGUUACUUAUGAUGUACCAUACUAUGGCCCUGAUCAUGGUUACGACCUGCAUUCCAUGGGAUGAUGAAACCGCAUUCGACCUACAAACCGACAGGUUUUUGUCGAUUAUUCACGAAGCAAUCAGUAUCUGUCAGGCCAUCAAAGAUGUGUACCCGGAUUCUUUCACCGGCAGUACGCCUCUCGGUUGUCCCCUGGGCAUGGCAUUUACAAUGGACAUCGGCUUCAUCCAACCGCUUUAUUAUACCGCGCUUAAAUGCAGAGUGCCACGAAUUCGACGCCACGCAAUUAAAUUGCUUCGAUUAGCUCCUCACCGUGAAGGCAUAUGGAAUGGCAUUCGCACCGCCAAGAUCGCCGAAGAGGUAAUAGCAAAAGAGGAACGAAACAUUGUUGAGGGCCUUGCAUGCGAGGAUGGCUUUGAUAUACUCAGCCUGCCACAGGUGGGAGAUGCGAUAUCGGUAUUGCCUUACCUGUGCCGGAUCUCAGACGUCCGUGUUGAAUUGCCCGAUGAAACCACAGGCGAGGUCACUGUGACUUUUUGGCAGACUGAAGACGGCAACAGCUGGAAGGUGUGUGAGAAAGUGUUCCCUGAGGAAGAUUCAUGAGCCAUCUGUAGCAGAGCUUUGAAUGGAUAUGGGUCCUCAUUCUCGGAACUAUCUUACGAAGAUGUCGCUACAAUUCUCGUCACUCGUCAAACAACUGAACGAACCGGACGCUCAACCACGUCGACAGAACAUGCCAGUAUGCGAUCGCAUUUUCAGUGACUAACUCCCAUGGACAGAUCUGGGAGCUUCUAUACUACUUACUAUCUUUCAUGUCCCAGACUAAUUAUGACAUCAUGAAAGGGUCAUCUUAGCCAAUCAGAUCCACUGUUAUAAUAUCUUACCGAUUAUUGA